Messenger RNA from Cololabis saira (Pacific saury), 4588 nucleotides. Its product is annotated as protein MTSS 1-like. The transcript has 14 exons. Gene Ontology annotation, biological process: plasma membrane organization; cell projection assembly. The record is from RefSeq and is a predicted model, not a curated record. NCBI's taxonomy places the organism in Eukaryota, Metazoa, Chordata, Actinopteri, Beloniformes, Belonidae. Gene Ontology annotation, molecular function: phospholipid binding; actin binding. Gene Ontology annotation, cellular component: cytoplasmic side of plasma membrane; actin cytoskeleton. Bases 452 to 2797 code for a protein of 781 amino acids.
CGCUCCCUGCUUCGCUCCUGCAGGUUGGGACUCGGCCGGCGCAGCGCGGACCGUCCUCGCUCUCUCCGUCUCUCCGCGGACACAAACGGGCCAGAACGGGCCGGAGCGGCGGUGCAGGACAGCAGCCGUCGGGCAGACGGGCUUCACCCGGGAUUGGGGCGCGAUGCGCGGCGUGUGGGGCCGUUUAUUCUGCAGCAGCCAGUCCGACCUGGAUCUCUGUGUUUCCUCCUCCCGGCUGUUUCUGCUUUAUUUACCCCCAACUCACCUCAAUCCCUCUGAAUAACCUCCCCCCUGCACUCAUUCACCAGCUGGAGUACUUUUAAACUUGUCUGGAAGUUUUAUUUUAUUUAUUUUUGUUUUUUUUGGAGGGGAGGUUUAAAAAAAAAAAAAAAAAAAAGAAAAAAAGUUUUCUCCUUGUGAGGUUGAGGAUUUUUCCGGAGCCUGUGGAAAAAUGGAUGCGGGUAUAGAGAAGGAAUGCAGCGCCUUGGGAGGGCUCUUCCAGAUCGUCAUGAACGACAUGAAGGCCAGCUAUCCUACGUGGGAGGACUUCGUCACCAAAGGAACCAAGCUCCAAUCACAGCUCAGGACGACCAUCGCGGUGACGGGGGCUUUCCUGGACGCCUUUCAGAAGGUGGCGGACAUGGCGACCGGGACCAGAGGGGCCACCAAGGAGAUCGGCUCAGCGCUGACCAGGAUGUGCAUGAGACACCGCAGCAUCGAAUCCAAGCUCAAGCUGUUCACCACCGCUCUCUCCGAGAGCCUCAUCACGCCGCUGGAGCUGAAAAUGGAGGAGUGGAAGAAAGUGGCCAGUCAGCUGGACAAAGACCACGCCAAAGAGUACAAGAAGGCCCGAGCGGACAUCAAGAAGAAAUCCUCCGACACGGUGAAGCUGCAGAAGAAGGUGAAGAAAGGGAAGGACGAGGCGCGCUGCCAGCUGGACUCGGCCCUGCAGGACGUGAACGUCCGCUACGCCGUCCUGGAGGAGACGGAGAAGAGAGCCGUGUGCAGAGCUCUGGUGGAGGAACGAGGACGAUACUGCAGCUUCGUCAGCAUGCUGAGGCCCGUGCUGGACCAUGAGAUCAACAUGUUGGGGGAAGUGACUCACCUGCAGACGAUCCUGGCAGACCUGAGCAACCUGACGGCUGAACCAAACAAGCUGCCGCCGGCCAGCGAGCAGGUGAUCCUGGACCUGAAGGGUUCCGACUUCAACUACACCUACCAGACGCCCCCGGCCUCGCCCUGCAACACGCUGUCCAGGAAGAGCAGCAUCAGCAGCAACUAUCAGUCCGGAUCAGUGAGACACGUCCCCUCGUUGGACUCCAUCAGCUGCGCUGUGGACGGAGUCCACAUCCAGGACGGUGUCGGCGGCGGGCAGCUAGCUGCCGGGAUGAGCAGCACGACGGAGAACGGGCUGCUGGCCCCCCCACACAACUCCUACGGCCCCCACGGAGAGCGGGCCCGGGCCAUGUCGGCCUCCGGGAAGUCCUGCUCGGCCCGGGACCAGCUGGCCCUGACGCUGGGCGUGUCGAACUCGAGGAGCAGCAGGGACUCUCUGCACUGUUCCAGCGGCUACAGCACCCAGACCACCACCCCGUCCUGCUCCGAGGACACAAUCCACACACACACUGUAAGGAGAGAUCCUCCCCCCUACGUCGACUACGAAUCCAUCUCCCUCCACGGCGACGCUGACUCCAUCUCCUUCCACCAGCUGUCUCACGGCAGCAGCCAGUCGGACUUCGACAAGUCCUCCACCCUCCCCCGGAACUCGGACCUCCGGUUCCAGUUCCGGGAGUUGGUCCAGUCCCGGCGCCCGGCGUCCACCGUGAGCCUGCUGGCCGAGGCCGAGCUGGCCGCCGGCCACAUGCCGCCGCCGUCGCACACGGCCACCAUCCGCCGCAAGCCGUCGUCCAAGCCGGCGUACCGGCGGGGCACCAUCAGCGGGGGGGUCCCCAUCCCCAUCUGCACCCCGCAGGUCCCGCUCAAGGCCCAGCGGGGCGGCGCCGGCGGCAGCGAGGAGAACGUUUCCCCCGCCGGAGGGGUGGGCGGGCUGGGCCACAGCAAACUCUGCACCUCCACCCAGAGCCUGAGCGCUCUGUCCGCCUACUCGUCUCCGUACUACCAGCUGGUGCCGGGGCAGAUGCCCAUCCCCGUGCCGGUUCCCACGGUGCCCUCGCUGCCGCCGGAGGGGGGCAGCGUCAAGCAGCAGCAGCAGAGACAAUCCCUGCAGCAGCAGCAGCAGCACAUGCAGCAGAUGCAUCAACAUCAGCAGCUGCAAAUGCAGCAGCAGCAGCAGAUGCAAAUGCAAAUGCAUCAACAACAGCAGAUGCAGAUGCAGCAGCAUCACCAGCUGCAGAAACAUCCCAUGCAUCAACAUCAGCAGCAGCAGAUCAUGAAACAUCUGAACCACCAGCAGCAGCAGCUGCAGCAGCAGCAGAACCAGCAACCCCCGCUGCCCCAGCAGCAUCUGCAGGAUCUGUUUCAGCCUCCGGACGAGGAUCUGCAGCAUCUGAGCCAGCUGGAGAAGAGGAGGCUGCUUCAGCAGCAGCAGCAGCAGCACCAGGGCCAGUACCAGGGCCAGUACCAGGCCCAGUACCAGGUCCCCCCCCAGGGAGAGCCCUCCGGCCUCCAGGCCCCGCCCCCCUCGGGCCAGGACCAGAGCCCCGAGCGGGAGAGCCAGGACGGGGCGGGAGGAGGAGGAGGAGACAUGCUGAGACUCAUCCGGAGGGUUCAGCUCCGGAGGACUAUCACCGACGACCGCUCCGCCCCCGCGCUGCCGCCCCCGGCCAAUCACAAGUGAGGCCGGGGAGUCCUUAACGAGCUUCAGGUACGAGGGCGUCGGCGCCGGACCAAAACGGACUUCACAAACUUUGAUCGCUGGAACUAAAUUUUUACUUCCCUCAGAUUCUGCUUCCUCUCAGGCCGCCGAGCUUUUACCUUUUUGUUCACGUUUGAAUUAUGAUUAAUGUUUUUUUGCAUGACUGUUUCCGGCGGACCCGCGCGGCCGCUGAUCGUUUUUAGUUUUUACUUCCUGUUACCGGGUCGGAUGGGGGUUUUACCCAGACCCGGAGGCCGGUACUGCUUCUUAGAUCCUCGUUUGAUUUGAUUUCUCUGUCCCCGGCCCGACCCGGCGGGGCGGGGCUUGUUAUUGAUAAUCCCGGUAACUGCACGGCUCUGCGUGGUUGAACCACGUCGGGUGUUUUUUAUUUGGGCUGGUUGAGGCUUCGGCCUCAGGAAUGUCUUAAGCUGGAACCGCGUCAUCUCAAGACCGGGAACUCUGGAACCCAACGCUGACUUGAACAAGAAGAUUUGUAAAUGUUAUAAACUAAAGCGAGCUUUGGAGGAGCCGCGGAGGUAAAAUGUUUAGCUCCGCCCUCCUCCGACGGGUCACGGGUCGACCGGUGCCUUUACAGGGAAGCAGGAGGAACUUUAAUUUGAGACGACGCCGGUCAGAUUCCUGACGGACGAGGCGGCGGAGAAGCUUAGACGAACGACUCGGAGGCAGAUUCAGCGUUUGCAGAGGCGGCUUCAGCGGCACCGGACAACUUUAUUUAUUUAGAUGCUUUUCUACAUCAGGGGGGGAAGUUUUCACGUCAGGUGGAUUCACCGUCGGCCUCUGAGCAAGGCAGUUAUUUAAUCCUCUAGCACAAAAACAAACGUGUAAAUGGUCAGAAAGACGUGAUAAUCAGAAUCACUUAAACAUUUAACCGUCGCCACAUAUUCUGGGAUAGUGUUUGAUUUUUACAGUACGUUUUAUAAAGGAUUUUGAUAAACCGCAGACAAGAUAUAUAGAUCCACAUGAAACCAGCCACCCGGGUUCUGGUUCUGGUUCCUAAUCCUGGAUCUGUUUCAUUGAUGAGAGGAAAAGUUGAGUUUAAGUUUCCACUUUUACACAUUUUGACACUUUUUGAACACGUUUGCUGCAUUUUUCUGGUCCAGAAUCCUGUUUUUUUUAGUCCUGUUUGACGCUUCUGGCCAAUCAGAAGCCACCGUUUUACGUCUGGCAGGCCGUGAUUUUAGAUUAAAGUUAAUGGAGUCUCGUUGGGCCAAAAUAGCUGGUCCUGUUUUGGAUCCAAACGGGUUGAGACCGGUUCAGUUUUCAGCCUGAAGCCUGAUAUUUAUUUUAAUCGCUAAAACUAGGGCUUUGCAAUCAUUUUAGAUGUUUUCAGAGCAGCAUUUUCGUCUCUUUUUGUGCUAAUUGAUUAUCAGAAUGGGAGGUUUGUUCUCCUCCCGCGUCAGAACCAGAACCAGAGGAAGGUUAACUGCUCCUCCACCCGCCGCUGCCUCUGAUAAACGUGAAACUGCUCUCCAGGAGUCGCCCUCCGUUCUCAGCUGCACACACGUCCAGUUCGCUGUCCCAUUCUGGCAAAGCAUGCUGGGAGACGGUUCCUCUGCAGCCGGUCGAAGCUUCAUUACCUGGUUGAAGAUUUUCUUUUUGGUACGUUAGAGCUUUUCUGAUCAUCCGAUCGAUCGAUCGGACCCAAUGUCUGUAUAUAUUAGUGCUUCUUUUCCUGGGAGAUAAUUAAAUCUUUAUAUUAAAAUGUACGUACACAUAUCUCCAUUGUAUUUUUGUUGAUUUAUUGAUCUGAUC